AUGUCAAAUCUUUCAGGUGAUGAGGGAAGUUUCUCUUCAGGAGAAGAACAUCAAGCCGAUAAGCAGCCACAACAGCUGCAGAGUCAGUCCCAUGGCUCCAAUUUCGCUGCAACUAAUACCAAUGGUUCUAGCUCCCAACAGCAGCAGCAGCAGCAGCAACCUGGAGCCAAGAAGAAGAGAAAUUUACCAGGAACUCCAGAUCCAACUGCAGAGGUCGUUGCUCUCUCACCAACGACGCUCAUGGCGACUAACAGAUUUGUAUGUGAAAUUUGCAACAAGGGAUUCCAGAGGGACCAGAACCUCCAAUUGCAUCGAAGAGGUCAUAACCUUCCUUGGAAGCUUAAGCAAAGAACCACAACUGAGGUGCGGAAGCGUGUCUAUAUAUGUCCCGAGCCAACCUGCGUCCACCACAACCCUGCUCGUGCAUUAGGGGAUCUUACAGGGAUCAAGAAGCAUUAUAGCCGGAAACACGGCGAGAAAAAAUGGAAAUGUGAUAAGUGCUCAAAGAAAUAUGCAGUGCAAUCUGACUGGAAGGCUCAUCAAAAAACUUGCGGCACCAGGGAAUACAAAUGUGACUGUGGAACCAUCUUCUCAAGGAGAGACAGCUUCAUCACUCACAGGGCUUUCUGCGAUGCGCUGGCAGAAGAGAACAACAAGGUGAAUCAAGGCUUGAUGAACAGCAUGGGACCAAACAUGCAAGGCCAAAUGCCCGACUUCAUGUCGUCAAUGCCCAUGAACCCCAACGCUAACACAUCCAUGGGGCUGUCCGAAUUCAACAAUUUUGACCCCAAAAACCCACUAAAGUCACUCCCUCAGGACCUCGUGCCCAUGCCGUUCAAGCCCACGAACAUGGUGGGUGGCAUGUUUUCGAGCAGUUCAGGAACUCUUUUCGGCAGUCCAAAGGGCAUAUCCUCGUCAUGCUCCGGCCUUCAGCUCAGUUCGAAUACGCCUUCAAGCUUCAACUACCUUCAAGAAGGCAAAAACGGAAGCCAACUUUCCGGAUCGCCCCACAUGUCGGCAACCGCAUUGUUGCAAAAAGCAGCCCAAAUGGGGGCAACCGCCAGUAACACCAUUAAUUCUCCCAUGAUGCAGAAGAGCUUCGUCAGCAGCAUGGCCGGUCCCGAUCAAAUUGCUGGGCCCAAAUCAUCAGCAUACUCUUCGAUGCAGCAGCAUAAUAUUAACAACAGCAAUAACGCUUCGUACGAGAACUUGACCUCAGCUAUGAACGACUUGGGAAUGUACAGCGGAAUUCUACUGGGAAGCGAUCAAAACCUGGGAUUCAUAAAGGGAAUGGAUCGCCGCGGCGGUGGAGACGAUAGCGAUAGUCCUGCAGGCCUCAUGCAGAGUAGAGGUUCGAUGAGCAGGAGUCCAGCUGCCGGGCCAACCAGAAUGCGGGGGGGAAACGGGAACGAUGUGACGACAGUGGAUUUCUUGGGGAUUGGAGUAUCCCGGCCUCCAAAUGUACAUGAGCAGCAACAGAGGCUGGACCAGUUGGAGGCAAUGAGCCAACAUCGGAUGCAAGUGAUGGACCCUUUUCACCAGCAACUAUCCCACGGCCAUGGGGAACCCGCUCACGUUGAAAAGCCAUUAUGGGAUGUUUGA
This is a messenger RNA of Coffea eugenioides, 1602 nucleotides long. Its product is annotated as zinc finger protein GAI-ASSOCIATED FACTOR 1-like. The transcript has 4 exons. The coding region runs from base 1 to 1602 and encodes 533 amino acids. The record is from RefSeq and is a predicted model, not a curated record. Gene Ontology annotation, molecular function: DNA-binding transcription factor activity. Gene Ontology annotation, cellular component: nucleus. NCBI's taxonomy places the organism in Eukaryota, Viridiplantae, Streptophyta, Magnoliopsida, Gentianales, Rubiaceae.